AUGGAUUGUUGGCAUUUCGUGGAGGUAACUGCCUCUGGUCAGCCUAUUCUUCGAGAAAAUGAAAAGGACAUACUCAUCGAUCAAAUGGUCGGUUUGUACCAUAAUAAAUCAAAGGUUUUAAACCGCCAAAAGGGUAGAAUAUUCCUCACAUCGCAGAGGAUUAUAUAUGUCGAUGAUUUGCAACCAACUAAAAACUCAAUUUGCCUUGAAUUGGAUGAUAUAGAAUCACUGGAAUACUCAUCGAAAUUUCUGAAAAGAUCUGCUAGACUGAUCUUGUUCCUAAAGAGCGGUCAGACCAGAACCAGUGAGGACACAAACAUUGAGAACGUUACAAGCUCAUGGGUAUGUGCGAUUUGUAUGAUGACAAAUGAGACUCGUGGAAUAUUUUCGGAAGAAACUGAUCCAAAGCCCAUAUGUGUAAAUUGUGGUAUUCCGGCUGACUAUGAGAUGACUAAGAAUUCCAUUAAUGUAUCUUCAAAUUUCAAGCAGCAAUCUGCGAAUGCAAAGAAAGAUGCGGUUGCACAGGAAAACGCUUGUCCAGCUUGCACAUUUGUUAAUCAUCCUGAAAUCAGCAAUUGUGAGAUCUGUGGGACGAGAAUUCCGAAUGCCAGCAUACGCAAACAACAUUGCAAUUCAGCCUCAGCCUUUAAAGAUUCCAGAGUUCAUUUGGAGUUGGAACAUCCUGAUAGUGGUCAGUCAACGAAUUUUGUGCAGGUGAGUUUCCGUAAGUCGGAUGGUUUACUGUUCGGUCAGGCAACAGAGAAGGCCAUUGAAGACUUGAAAAAGGCAGAAACUAUACAAAUUUACAACAAGAAUCUGGUUUCCGUCAAUGGAGUACCGGUGAAUGACAAUGAGCACACCAAGUCCCUACCUUUCCUAGAGACCAAGUUAAGUAAAAUUGGAAUAGCAGGCCUGGAGGACAGUAGAGAAACUCAGCUGCUGAGAAAUGAUAUCCUUUUCAGCAGUGCUUUAACGGAUCUUAACAAGCUAAUGUCCCUGGUUAACGAUAUCGAAACGUUAUACACCGGACAUAAAGUCAAGCUGAUGGGCGAGCAAGCUCAAAAACCACUACUGAUUAUCGAUAGGGAAAAAUUCUGCAACAAAUCGUCGUUUCUAGACGAGAUUGCCCGUGAGAUUUACGAAUUUGCAGUCUCAGAAUUUAAGGAUAACAAGGAACACUUGGGAUACGGAAUGCUGACGCUAGUUGAUUUAUAUGCUAUGUACAAUAAAUCAAUGCGAAUAGGAACUGGUUUGAUAUCACCGGAGGAGAUGAGACAAGCAUGUGAAAGAUUCGAACUAUUGAAUCUUCAAGAUCUGAAAUUGAUUCGAAUUAAUGGGAGGGUUUUAUGUCUGGCAUCGAAAGACUCAUUUGCAUUUUUAAAGGAGAAAAUCUUGGAAUUGACAGGUUCCCAAAAGGGUUGUGAUUUGUUACAGCUUACUCAAUUACUGAACGAGGGAACUUCAAGCUCAUGGACGAUUGGAAUUUUGACGGAGGUUUUGCAGGAUACUGUCGAAAAGGGGGAACUAGUGAUAGAUGAACAAGUCAGUGGGAUUUUUUAUCACAGGAAUGUUUACUGGCCUAUUGAGCAGUCUGUCAAAUAG
Molecule: messenger RNA, 1602 nt
Organism: Torulaspora delbrueckii
Lineage: Eukaryota; Fungi; Ascomycota; Saccharomycetes; Saccharomycetales; Saccharomycetaceae
Gene: VPS36
Product: ESCRT-II subunit protein VPS36
Exons: 1
Coding region: 1-1602 (533 amino acids)
Biological process (GO): protein transport to vacuole involved in ubiquitin-dependent protein catabolic process via the multivesicular body sorting pathway
Cellular component (GO): ESCRT II complex; late endosome membrane
Molecular function (GO): ubiquitin binding; phosphatidylinositol-3-phosphate binding
Source: RefSeq, a predicted model, not a curated record